AUGAUCAUGUCUGUUGUUCCUAUUCAUGUUAGUCUACCAGAUGGUUCUCAAGUGACUGCAUCCAUUUCUGGAAGCAUAGCCAUUUCCCUUGCUCUAACCCUACACAAUGUGUUACACGUACCUACUUUUCAUGUUAAUCUAAUCUCUAUUGCUAAACUUGUGCAUAGCAAUAAUUGUUAUGUUCAUUUCACUAAUCAGUCUUGCAAAAUUAUACAGAAUCAUUCCAAGGAAAUGGUUGGUAUAACUAAGCUUCAAAGAGGACUUUAUGUUCUUGACUCAUCCACUCAUCAUCAUGCUUAUCACUCUUUUGCUCAGAAUCCUUGUAAUCUCUGGAACUUAAGAUUAGGCCAUAUAUCUGAUAUAGGUUCACAAAAUAUUUCAAGAGUUUUUCCAUUUGUUCCUUCCCAAUGUAAUAAUCACAUUCCAUGCAACUCUUGCCAUUUUGGUAAACAAAAGAGAUUACCCUUUCCCAAUAGCAUUACCAAUAUAAGUGCUCCUUUUGAUAUACUACAUGUUGAUGUUUGGGGUCCUUUCUCCAUAAUUUCUAUACUUGGUCAUAAGUAUUUUCUGACUUUGUCUAAUAGGUUUUCUUCUUCUCCCAGUCAUAGUACAUCUCCCAGUCAUAAUACAUCUCCUAGCCCUGCUCCAGACAAUAGUCCCAUCACUGAAAUCUCUAUCCCUACCACUAGUCCUGCUGCACCCUUACAUAAUGAUAUCUCUCCUCUAUCCAUUCCUACAAGUCCUCCUUUUCCUAAUGAAUCUAUCAGUUCUUCCUCUCUUGGUCUCAAUGACCUACAGUCCAUAACUGAUUCUCCUCCACCUCUGAGACACUCUACUCGAGCCUCAAAUCCUCCUAGCUAUUUAGUUGAUUAUCAUUGUUAUCAUAUUCACAAUAAUUCUUUAGCUUCCCUUACUUCAUAUCCUCUAUCAUCUGUUAUUUCCUAUGAUAGAUGUUCCCCUUCUUUCAAAAAAUUAUGUUUCUCCAUUUCUUCUAUUGCUGAACCAAAAAACUUUACUCAAGCUGCUAAACAUGAUUGUUGGAUUAAGGCUAUGAAUGUUGAGUUAACUGCUCUUGAAGAAAAUCACACUUGGACCUUGGUUGAUCUUCCACCUGGGAAAAAUCCUAUUGGUUGCAGGUGGGUUUACAAAGUGAAACAUAGGGCUGAUCGAUCAGUUGAAAGAUACUAA
Vicia villosa (hairy vetch) is the source of this 1188-nucleotide messenger RNA. RefSeq lists its product as uncharacterized. The record is from RefSeq and is a predicted model, not a curated record. The transcript is spliced from 3 exons. NCBI's taxonomy places the organism in Eukaryota, Viridiplantae, Streptophyta, Magnoliopsida, Fabales, Fabaceae. Bases 1 to 1188 code for a protein of 395 amino acids.